This is a messenger RNA of Lingula anatina, 685 nucleotides long. Its product is annotated as aminoacylase-1. Gene Ontology annotation, cellular component: cytoplasm. The record is from RefSeq and is a predicted model, not a curated record. Lineage: Eukaryota; Metazoa; Brachiopoda; Lingulata; Lingulida; Lingulidae. Gene Ontology annotation, biological process: amino acid metabolic process. Gene Ontology annotation, molecular function: aminoacylase activity.
CCCUUCUCCUCCAAAGUGGACUUUGCUACCAGUGUUGUACCGAGAUCGGCCAGAAAUCAACUCAGGGUGACGCAACACCUACCUGUCGCCAGGUCCGAGCUGUGUGCAUAUGCUAUCGGUAAUCUACGGCGCCCCUUGGCGCUGUGGUAUUUGGACGACUCGUUAUCGUUUCCGUCACCCACACGCACAGGCAACGCGACAUAUAUCCAGCCGUUUCACUCUUAAAGAACUGCACCAACGGAGGGUCCUCAGAGCGAAUUCAGCGACUGACGUAUUAGCCUUCACAUGCUCAGGUUACAGCACCAUGUCAAUGUCAAAUGGCCUUCCUGCGAAACAAGCAAAGACGGAAGACAGGGCAGUGAGCAAGUUCAGGGAAUAUCUGAGGAUAAACACAGUCCAACCCGAUCCUGAUUAUGGCCCGGCCAUCAAAUUUCUGCAGGAUUAUGCAAAGGAGUUGAAUCUUUCCACAAGGGUAACAGAGAUAGUACAGGGUAAUCCCAUCCUAGUUAUGACAUGGACGGGAGUGGACCCUAGUCUCCCCUCUGUUCUGCUCAACUCACACAUGGAUGUGGUGCCAGUUUACCCUGAACACUGGAAAUAUGAUCCAUUUGAAGCAGUGAAAGAAGACAAUGGGAAUAUAUAUGCAAGAGGAUCACAAUGUGAAAUCAAAGCUUGUCUAACAUGA